CGAGGAUACGAGACUGAUGGGGACUGGACCAAAAUGACUUUUUGUUUUGGUUUUCUACAAUGAAAGCGGUGCGUAAAUGUCUGCGCACCGUGCGUAAAAGUCGGCGACCCAAAUUGGAUUAGGCGAAAAAAAUCUUUUUGUGUUUUUUUUCCCUCAGAAAGUUUAAGUACAAGUUUUUUUGUAAUGGACACAUGCUUCUGAAGGACGCUGCCUUGCUACUUUGAUUUGGAUCCGCGCCAUGGCUUACUCGCAGCUGGGAUAUUCCUACUCCACCACACCGCAGUUUCUGAUGACCUCGGGCCUGGCCGGUUGUCUGGAGGCGGGGUCCCCUGCGUCAUCCCACACGGUGCUGCGCUCCCCGGGCCACCAGCCCACCCCGGGCGCAGGCAUCGGUGUGUGCAGCCCCUACCCGAAGCGCCAAGGCUACUACAACACCUGUGCCGGCGACGCCAGCCCUCUUUAUUGCAGAGGCGCAGGACUCGAACCCAAAAGUGUGGCUGCGUCUGUGCACAGCAUGGGAACAACUCAGGCGUCUACAUACUACCCUUAUGAAUACACAUUUGGACAUUAUUCUUACGACAGAUAUGGGUAUUCCUCGUCCGAAGGAGUUUCGCGGCGUAAAAAUGCCACCCGGGAAACCACGGGCACCCUGAAGGCUUGCUGCAGGAGACAGAAGAACCCUUACCCGACCAAAGGGGAGAAGAUCAUGCUUGCCAUCAUCACCAGAAUGACACUCACCACAGGUGCGUCUAUGCAGGUGUCCACGUGGUUUGCCAACGCUCGCAGAAGGCUGAAGAAAGAGAACAAGGUGACGUGGUCGCCGCGAGCGUGCAAAAGCUCGGACGACAGAGGCCGCGAUGAAGACAGCGACGGAGCAGAGAAGUCUCAAGGUGACAAAGAUCAUCCAGAUCGACAGUCUGCAGAUUUGCAAAGCGAUCUUGAAGACUUCGACCUGCUGGAGUCGACUGUGUCCGACUGUGAGCCGAAGCCGCGGUUUCUAUCAGAGGAUGGCGAAGUGGAUCCAAACAUCUCGCGUGGUCACCUGGCGUGACCAGAGUCCGAGAGAUUAUCUCCAGACUUUCCCAAACUUGCAACGGUCCACGACCAGACCGCCACCUUUUAUCCAAUCCCAGAUGCGCAGAGGACGGACACCAAACCCAAAAUCUGGUCCAUUGCCCGCACUGCUGUGUCUUUGGACCCCGACCUGGAGCCUGAAUACCCGCCCUGCAUGCUGUCAUCCACGGGUUCCUCCUCUCCUGGCUUUCCGUCAAAUAUGGCGGAGAGGAAGCAGGAAUCCCCGGUGGCUACUCUAAGGGAGUGGGUGGACGGGGUCUUCCAUGGGCCGCCGUUCCAACAGCUCAAACCAGCCACGGCGUGGAAAGAUUUGAGCGACGUGACGUCGGACAGCAGAACGCCAGGACAACCUUUUGAACUUGUAAGAUCCACGACGUCUUUGUAACCCGACCAACAAAUCUAUUUUAAAACGACUUCAUAGAUCAAAGUUUAUAUUUCGAUGUUGUGACCGAUUGACUGUUCACCGCACUGGUAUUGUGUCACCUGGUGAUCUCACUUCUUGGCCAGAGACAGUUUACACUCCGUAUUGUUCAUCAUUUGAUUCAUAUUCCUCACAAUAACAUAAAUGCUAUGAGAUUAUUAA
Molecule: messenger RNA, 1657 nt
Organism: Entelurus aequoreus (snake pipefish)
Lineage: Eukaryota; Metazoa; Chordata; Actinopteri; Syngnathiformes; Syngnathidae
Gene: irx4b
Product: iroquois homeobox 4b
Biological process (GO): neuron differentiation; regulation of transcription by RNA polymerase II; cell development
Cellular component (GO): nucleus
Molecular function (GO): DNA-binding transcription factor activity, RNA polymerase II-specific; RNA polymerase II cis-regulatory region sequence-specific DNA binding
Source: RefSeq, a predicted model, not a curated record